Temnothorax curvispinosus is the source of this 1327-nucleotide messenger RNA. RefSeq names its product putative nuclease HARBI1. The transcript has 6 exons. NCBI's taxonomy places the organism in Eukaryota, Metazoa, Arthropoda, Insecta, Hymenoptera, Formicidae. Bases 658 to 1245 code for a protein of 195 amino acids. The record is from RefSeq and is a predicted model, not a curated record.
UAAUAUCAAAUGCACAUUAUUAAAUAUUUAUAAAAGUAUACAGUUUUGCUAUUGUCCACUGAAAAUCGUGAGCUUAUUAUUUUGCAUUCGUAUUCUUUGAAAUCACGAGAUAAAACAUCGAGAAUACCGAGGUACAAUCUUUCAUGAUCUGCACAUCACUGCACAUGCGCGCAUAGACAAAGACAGCAGGGGCCCAUAUGCAGCGUUCUCUUUCUAUUCCUCUAUCGCCUUUUCAGCUCGCUUGCGCACUCUAUUCUUAUAUCUCUAUGGUAGAAAUAGUUAACUCGAGAGUUGACUCAAGCGUGUUUCUGAACGCCACAAAUGGGUCAACUCGGCAUUUCUGAACGCCUCGAGUUAACUAGAGUUAACUCGAGUAAGGUUUCAGAACGCAGGCCUGGGGGUCUAUUACGGUUCUCGGAUUGGGUGAAAAUGACAGAAGUGAGCAGCUCACCCAAUCACGGUUGUUUUCACCUCGUGAAAGUGCGAACUGAUUCACGUGAGCAGACUCGACACAAAAUUUUGCGUGAAAAAGUGAAAGUGAGUGAAGCGUAUUGACUGUUCAACGGCCUGGCUCGCUAAAAAUGGAUAAUUUAUUGGUUAUACUGUUUAUGCGCAAUCGAAAUAAUACAAUGUUAAGAAUACGACGUGGAUUACGAGAUGUUUCGGAUCCAUUUGCGAUCCCAGAAAACGAAUUUCGGAGUCUUUACAGAUUAUCCAGGGAAGCUGUACAAAUUCUCAUCGAUGACCUUCGUCCCUUACUGCCUGCCCCGAGAAGACGUCAUGCAACUCCUGUUCAAUUACAAGUACGAAACAUAUGUUGUUUUAAGCGCAUUGAAUUUUAUAGCAUCUGGAUCUUACCAAAAGCGAGUCGGCCAAGACUAUUUGUCUUGCAUGAGUCAACCUACUAUUUCCAAAAUUCUUCGCAAAGUCGUCAAUGCAUUAAAUAUAUUGAUGGAACAGUGGAUCAAGUUUCCUAUUGAAGAAAAUGAAAUUCAACGGGUUAAAGAAACUUACUGGACACGUACACAAUUUCCGGGCAUUAUCGGAGCUAUAGAUGGAACUCAUGUAGCAAUCGUUUCACCAAAUGUAGAAAGGGAGCAUUUAUAUAUCAACCGCAAAUUGUAUCACUCCUUAAAUGUACUUCUUAACGCACGACGCAAGAGCUUGGAGGGCAUCUCACGUAUCCAAUCAUCUGGAAGAGAUGUAUGCUACAAGGCGAAAAGAUGCCUGGCUUUUAGGAGAUAGUGCAUAUCCUCUACUACCAUAUCUGAUGACACCUAAGCUACAUGAACCAGAGGGAACGCCGUCUGCAAGGUACACUCAACAU